This is a messenger RNA of Hyaena hyaena (striped hyena), 1700 nucleotides long. It is a transcript of the gene HTRA3, whose product is annotated as HtrA serine peptidase 3. Gene Ontology annotation, biological process: proteolysis. Gene Ontology annotation, molecular function: protein binding; serine-type endopeptidase activity. The record is from RefSeq and is a predicted model, not a curated record. Bases 1 to 1362 code for a protein of 453 amino acids. Gene Ontology annotation, cellular component: extracellular region. The transcript is spliced from 9 exons. Lineage: Eukaryota; Metazoa; Chordata; Mammalia; Carnivora; Hyaenidae.
AUGCAGGCGCGCGCGCUGCUCCUGGCCGCGCUGGCCGCGCUGGCGCUGGCCCGGGAGCCCCCGGCGGCGUCGUGCCCCGCGCGCUGCGACGUGUCCCGGUGCCCGAGUCCCCGCUGUCCGGGCGGCUACGUGCCCGACCAGUGCAACUGCUGCCUGGUGUGCGCCGCCAGCGAGGGCGAGCCCUGCGGCCGCCCCCUCGACUCGCCGUGCGGGGAGAGCCUGGAGUGCGCGCGCGGCGUGUGCCGCUGCCGCUGGGCGCACGCCGUGUGCGGCACCGACGGGCACACCUACGCCAACGUGUGCGCGCUGCAGGCGGCCAGCCGGCGCGCGCUGCAGCUCUCCGGGACCCCCGUGCGGCAGCUGCAGAAGGGCGCCUGCCCGGCGGGUCUCCACCAGCUGACCAGCCCGAGGUACAAGUUCAACUUCAUCGCAGACGUGGUGGAGAAGAUCGCGCCGGCCGUGGUCCACAUUGAGCUCUUCCUGAGACACCCUCUGUUUGGCCGAAACGUGCCCCUGUCCAGCGGGUCGGGCUUCAUCAUGUCGGAGGCCGGCCUGAUCGUCACCAACGCCCACGUGGUGUCCAGCACCAACGCUGUCUCCGGCCGGCAGCAGCUCAAGGUGCAGCUGCAGGACGGGGACACCUACGAGGCCACCAUCAAAGAUAUCGACAAGAAGUCGGACAUCGCCACCAUCAAGAUCCACCCCAAAAAAAAGCUCCCGGCGCUGCUGCUGGGCCGCUCAGCUGACCUGCGGCCGGGCGAGUUUGUGGUGGCCAUCGGCAGUCCCUUUGCCCUGCAGAACACGGUGACCACGGGCAUCGUCAGCACGGCCCAGCGGGACGGCAAGGAGCUGGGCCUCCGCGACUCAGACAUGGACUACAUCCAGACGGACGCCAUCAUCAACUACGGGAACUCCGGGGGGCCUCUGGUGAACCUGGACGGCGAGGUCAUUGGCAUCAACACGCUCAAGGUGGCGGCCGGCAUCUCCUUUGCCAUCCCCUCCGACCGCAUCACGCGCUUCCUCGCCGAGUUCCAGGACAAACACAUCAGAGACUGGAAGAAGCGGUUCAUCGGCAUACGGAUGCGGACCAUCACCCCGAGUCUGCUGGAAGAACUGAAAGCCAGCGACCCAGACUUCCCGUCGGUCAGCAGUGGGAUCUACGUGCAGGAAGUCAUUCCAAACUCACCUUCUGAGAGGGGCGGCAUCCAAGAUGGCGACAUCAUUGUCAAGGUCAACGGGCGCCCGCUGGCGGACUCGAGCGAGCUGCAGGAGGCCGUGCUGACGGAGUCCCCUCUGCUGCUGGAGGUGCGCCGCGGCAACGACGACCUCCUCUUUAGCAUCGCGCCCGAGGUGGUCCUGUGAGGGGCCCUCCCCGCAUCGCCGAGCGCUGGAGCCCGCAGCCCAGGACAGCUGCCGGCCCAGGGGUCCCGUCCGGGCCGCUGCGUCCCGCGGGGUGGGGACGAAGGACCACGCACGGUCCUCAGCAGAGCCAGAGGCCUCCUCCUGGCUGUCCAGGGACAGAGCGGCAGGUGGGCUUGGCCCGGGACCCGCCUCCCAGCCUUCGGGGGCUUGGCUCCCUCGUCACAGUGCCCCCAGGCAGCCACACGUCCCCUCGUACAGGUGCUCCCGAGGGUCACCUUCCAACUCCGGAGUCUCCUGCAGCCCCCACCCCUGCCUCUACACCUGUCCAUACUCGGGUC